UCAGUUAAUUGGCCUGUUUUGUAGGAUUUAAUCUGGUGGCAUAAGAACCUAGAAAUAAAUCUCUUAGCUACGAUUAGAGAUGAAGGAGAGAUUAGCACAGGCAGGAGAGUUGAAGUGGUUUUCUCCAUCUCCAUUGGUAAGUCAGUGUGAAGACAGAGCAACUACAGAGACAUCAGGAAAUCAGUAUUUCAGUCAUCCUCAGGAUGUCCAAUUCAGGUAUUUUCUCCCUUGAAUUCAACAAGUUACCAGUUUCAAGAUCCUGUUCAGUCCUCUGAAGCAGAUUUCUACUGCACGCCUUGGAUCCAUGCUCCUAAUCAGCUUAUGAGCUUCCCUUGACCUACGCUUCUUUUCCUAAUGCGUGUCUGACUAUGGCUGUCCUCAAAGUCAAAUUCACCAAAACCAAGAGGGACAAAUUGGCUCAGAUCUUAUGGAUCCUCAACUGGGUUUCUGUAGUGAGUGGGAUCAUUCUCUUCAGUCUUGGCCUCUUUCUGAAAAUAGAGAUCAAGAAGCGCAAUGAAGUGAUGGCGAAAGGGGACAUUAACUCUGUCCCCAACAUGCUGAUCUCUGUAGGGGUCAUAGCAUGUAUCAUCAACUUUCUGGGUGGCAAAAUCUGCUAUGACUGCUCAGAUGCAAACAAGUUCUCUCGCUGGAAACUAGUAAUGCUGCCAUACAUCGUAUGUACCUUCUGUUUUACCUUCUGCAUCCUGGUGGGUGCUCUCAUGUGCUAUACCAUGAGGAACGAGCUGGAAGAGUCUCUCUAUCUGGGACUGAGGGAUGCCAUUAAGUUCUAUAAAGACACAGACAUACCUGGGCGAUGUUUCUUAAAGAAAACGGUGGAUUUGUUACAAAUUGGAUUCCGCUGCUGUGGAAACAAUGGCUUUAGAGACUGGUUUGAAAUUCAGUGGGUAUCUCCUCGGUAUCUGAAUAUGGCUUCCAAGGAGGUUCUGGACCGUCUGAAGAGCAACGUUGAUGGGAAGUUCUUGGUGGAUGGAGUCCCCUUCAGCUGCUGCAACCCCAGCUCCCCACGGCCCUGCAUCCAGUACCAGCUGACAAACAACAGUGCUCACUACAACUACGACUUCCUCACAGAGGAGCUCAAUAUCUGGAUGAAGGGCUGCAGAGAGGCCCUGCUGGAUUACUACACUGGUAUCAUGAGAUCCAUUGGCAUUGCAGCAUUGCUUAUUUGGUUGUUCGAGCUCUCUGUACUGAUUGGUGUCCGGUACCUACAGACAGCAAUGAAGAAUGUCCUUCUGCUAGGAGAUCUGGAGGGUGAAUCAGAUGGUUGGUUACUAGAAAAUAGUUUUGUGGAAACUGCCAAAUACAACAUCAACAUCAUUAAGAACCUCGGCAAAGCCAACCAGAUCUCCACUGUCUCAGGCAUGAACGACCCCAACAUUAAUGUUCAAAACACAGACUGUGACAAAACUAAUAUUACAACAAAAUCUAUCCCUGCAGCUAGGUAGGCAAAUCUUCCAAGAAAAGACAUCACAAGUGUAGCUUUGCUCUAUUACAGUCCUACAGUCACCAGAUUUUAUCUGGUGGGGAAAAAAAAAAAAAAAAGUAGAAAAACUAGUAAAACAAUUGAACAAACCAGACUGGAGACAGCUCCAAAAAUGCUGAACCUUUGGAUGAAUGUGUUUUUACUUGUAAAAUCCCUGAUUCUCAACACUGCAAGAAACUUCUGGAAUUUCCCCCACUUUAUCUCCUUUACUUACAGACUUCUAUCAUGGUCUGAAUGCAUCAGAAUAAGCAUUAUGCACAAGCAAAUAUUUCAGACAGGGUGGGUUACAUGUACUAAGAGACAGAUUAGUUGAAUAGGUAUCAAAGACGUCAUUACAUGUAUAAAAAUCCCAGGAGCAGGGAUAUCCCAAAAGAAAUUAUUACACUGGAUAAAAAGUUUAUUUAUAACAAAGAAGACAAAAACUGAAAUGAAGUUUCUGCUGGUGCAAGUUAGGAAAGGGGAAAUUUUAACAAAAAUAUACAUAUAUUACAGCCACAAGAAUCCACCAUGUAUGUGAAACUGAGGUGAAGGCAAUAAAAGUUACCACAAAAGUA
Molecule: messenger RNA, 2055 nt
Organism: Motacilla alba alba
Lineage: Eukaryota; Metazoa; Chordata; Aves; Passeriformes; Motacillidae
Product: photoreceptor outer segment membrane glycoprotein 2
Exons: 4
Coding region: 369-1463 (364 amino acids)
Biological process (GO): visual perception
Cellular component (GO): membrane
Source: RefSeq, a predicted model, not a curated record